AUGUCACAUCCAGAAUCAUCAAGCGAAGAAGUUACUAAAACUGUUAAAGAAAAAGAGAAAAAGAAAAUACAUCGUUCUUUAUAUGGUAAUAGACACGUUCCUACAACUCUUCCGAGUUAUAGUGAUCUAAAAUUUGGAAAAUGCAUAGGAGAUGGUCAUUUCUCGCAUGUUUAUCAAGGUUGGUAUCGAAAUCAACUUCCUUGUGCAAUUAAAGUUUUAGAAAGAGGUGAUAAACAAUUAAUAAAUAACGAAAUCUCACUAUUGCAAGAACUUAAUGGCGAACCAAAUAUUGUACAACUUUAUGAUGUUCAUCGUGAUGAUGUUACAGUACUUGUUUUUGAAUUAAUACAUUCAUAUCCAUUAGAUGAUUUAUUUGCGUACAUCACUGUUGACGAGAUCAGAAAACUAGUGUAUGGACUGCUUGUAGCUUUGCAAGCUGCUCACAAACAUGGUAUAGUUCAUCGAGAUCUUAAAAUAGCAAAUAUAAUGGCUUCAAAAGAUCUGUCUGUAGUCAAGUUAAUUGACUGGGGAUGUGGCGGUCGCGUUAUCGAAGGUAAAAUGCUUGUUAAAGCCGGCUCAAGACUUUGCAGAUCGCCAGAAAUGCUUCUAGAAGAUCCAAAUUACGGAUUUGGAUGCGAUAUUUGGGCUGUCGGUAUUUUGAUAUUAGAUAUUUUGACAAAUGGACGAAUCCCUUGGAAAGCUAAGACUGGAAGUGAAAUUUUGGUCCUUAUUUCGCAAUUUUUCGGAAAAAAGCAAAUAGUAGAUAUCGUUGAACGAGCAAAGAUUCCAUAUCCUAGGAAGCUAAAUCCCAAUGAUUUACACGAAAAUCCAACAAAAGAUCUUUUAUAUUCUCUUGAUCCAGCAAAUUUCCAGCUCUACGAUUCGAAACUUCUGGAUUUGAUGUUCAAGCUACUUACAAUAGAUCCUGAACUCCGCCCAACAGCUACAGAAGCUUUGGCCCAUGAUUUCUUUGACAAAAUCAGAGAAACAACUCUUGUUUCCGAGAUUUUUGAGUAA
This is a messenger RNA of Trichomonas vaginalis G3, 1017 nucleotides long. Its product is annotated as protein serine/threonine kinase protein. Bases 1 to 1017 code for a protein of 338 amino acids. The record is from RefSeq and is a predicted model, not a curated record. The transcript has a single exon. NCBI's taxonomy places the organism in Eukaryota, Parabasalia, Trichomonadida, Trichomonadidae. Gene Ontology annotation, biological process: protein phosphorylation. Gene Ontology annotation, cellular component: protein kinase CK2 complex; nucleus; cytosol. Gene Ontology annotation, molecular function: ATP binding; protein serine/threonine kinase activity.